AUGGCGACUUUUGCUGAGAGAGUAGUAUCGACGAACAGAGAAGGUGAGACUUUUGUGGUGGAGGAAUGUGGUGGAGGAAAACCCCACGAUCAAGCUCUGUUCAGCACCUACCGGCGAACAGAGAAGGUGAGACCUUCGUGGCGGAGGAAAACCCCACAAUCAAGCUCUGUUCAGCACCGUCCUCCGGCAGCGGCUAAGACCUCCGACUUCAGCCCUUUCACGCAAACCUGUAGCCGGCUGACCGCGCUUAUUUUCCAACACCGAAGCUUUGUCCGGAGAUCCGCACCCGAGUCCUUUCGAGAGCCGAGAGAUCAGGUCGUUAGCAGCGGGGCAUAA
Molecule: messenger RNA, 336 nt
Organism: Striga asiatica
Lineage: Eukaryota; Viridiplantae; Streptophyta; Magnoliopsida; Lamiales; Orobanchaceae
Source: the annotation of a GenBank genome assembly